This is a messenger RNA of Paramecium tetraurelia, 1323 nucleotides long. RefSeq lists its product as uncharacterized. The transcript has 6 exons. The record is from RefSeq and is a predicted model, not a curated record. NCBI's taxonomy places the organism in Eukaryota, Ciliophora, Oligohymenophorea, Peniculida, Parameciidae.
AUGUCGAAUAAUGUAUUUAUAUUUUAUAUCUUAUUAAUUCCAAAACCUUAUGAAAAAUACAGUGCCGGUGGAUGUUAUGAGGAACCAGAUUAUGAACAAAAAGUAGGGAAUUGGGUUGAAAUAUCAAAUAAUUUCAAGAAUGGCUCUCAAUUAACAUUAAAUGGCUUAUAUAAAAGUGGUAAAAAGGUUGGUAAAUGGGAUAUUUUGUACAAUUAUAAAGGAAAAAAUGAAAAGAUUUUUAAUAAUAUUAAUCCAAUUGAAUACAGAGGUGGUGGAUCAUAUGAAAUAGGGGGUGAUGAACUUAAAGAAGGAAAUUGGGUGGAAGUAUUAGAUAAUUUCAAGGAUAAUUCUUAAUUAACAUAAAAUGGCGUAUAUAAAAAUGGUAAAAAAGUUGGUAGAUGGGAUAUUUGGUUCAAUUAUAAAGGAAAUAAUGAACAAAUGUAAUACUUUAUUAUUGGUGGUGGAUAUUAUGAAGAGAAUGAACAAAAAGAAGGUAGUUGGGUGGAAAUAUCAAAUAUUUUUACAGAUAUUUCUUAAAUCAUAUACAGUGGAAAAUAUAUAAAUGGUAAAAAAAUUGGUAUAUGGGAAAUUUGUCAUAGAAAAUAGGAUGUAAACUUAUAUCUUAUAAUUUUAAUUUGCUAAUUUUAUGGAAAUUAUAGUGGAGGUGGAUCAUACGAUGAAAAAGGUAAUGAACUUAAGGUAGGUGAUUGGGUGGAUAUAUCAGAUGAUUGGAAGGACUUUUGUUAAAUAACUUACAAAGGUGAAUAUAAAAAUGGUCGAAAAUUUGGUUCCUGGGAUAUUGAAGAGAUAAUAGACUUUAAAAAACCAUUAAAAAUAAUGUAAACAAAGGAAUCUAAUUAAUACAGGGCAGGUGGAUAAUAUGAUAAAGUAGGUUAUGGGGUAAAGUUAGGGAAAUGGAUUGAGUUGCAUCAUGAAUUUUUGACUUAGGCCACUUUUCAUGGUGAAUAUCGAAAUGGUAGAAAGGUUAAUAAAUGGGAUAUUUAUUUGAAAUAAAAUGGAAAGAAUGAAUAUAUUGGUGGAGGACUUUAUGAUGACUAGGAAAGCGAAAAUUUAGGUCCAGUUAAGUAAGGGAAGUGGAUAGAACUGGACGAUAGAUUUUAAGAGUAUCAAGAUUAAAUGUUAUUUAUUAGAGAUUGUCGAGCAACUCAUCAAGGUGAAUACUCUAAUAAUAAAAAGUUUGGUAGAUGGGAUAGCUACUUUUCAAACUACUAGAUAGGUGGUGGGCUUUAUAAUGAAAACGGUGUAAAAGAAGGAUUUUGGUCAUAGCUGAGCGAAUCAUUUUCUAUGUUAGACAUUUGUUGA